AUGUCGCCUGUUGGGAAACUACCUACCCAACCACAGGUAUCUGCAUCCACCCUCAUCAAUGAGGAGCCCUUGCCACCGCUCGAUCCCGAACUCGGCGUUCUGGCGCUCGAGUGGGCCCCCGACCUCGCUGAGAUCCUCCGCCGAUACGAUCCCGACUGGGAUAAGGAUAUGAUCGAGUUUGCCUUCAGCUAUUGGAGUGCCGAAAUCGAGAAGGUGAAGGCUCGACAAGGUGACCGUAUCGCGUGCCGCAUGAAUGGGCUAUUGAAGGUCUCAGAAGAUUCCGACUCUAUAUGGGACGUUGCCAGUGUCGUGCGCACCCAGAAUAAAGGCCGAAACGCCUAUCUCUUGUUGUUGCACUUUGAAAAGGACGGUGUUUUCGAAGAGGUUAGGAGCAAGAAUCCCGACUUGCAGUACACAGAUGACGCGGUAUGGAUAGGUUUUACUAAGAGCCGCCGUGACUCGUACAUUAUUCUCGACGACUGGUUUCGGAAGAAGAAGGAUAUCAAAGCGGUGGACCCGAGAGUUUAUCGUCAGUGGUUGGAUACUCGGGAGGAGGUGGAACCAGAGCCGAAGCCGAAAUCAAGUAAGUCUUCCAUUCCGACCACACCCUUGAGCGGAGCUAGUAUGGUCAACCACCAUCCGUCUAUUACCUUCGACUCCUUCAAGAAAGCGGAGGAAUUAGGGAAGCAGGCCGCACAGCUUGACGGCGAUACUGGGACUCCAGCCAGUGGACGGCGGAAGCGUAAUUCAGUGAUUGAGGCUGAGCAGAGGAUGCAGCUGCAGGCCCAGCAUAAGGAGUUGAAUAAGAAACUACGGCAAGAGGUACAACAACAACGAAGCGAGGCGAAGAAGAGGAAAUCUACUGUUGCAUCACAAUCGUCUACUCCAGUCAGCAACAUGGUCGUGGCCGCAGUAGAAGGCCCUGAGGCGGAGAAGAAUACUCCGGUGGAGACCCCACCGAGGAAGAAGAGGGGACGGCCACCUAAGAAUGCUGCCUCGUCUACUGCCAAGCGGAGGAAGACUGAGAGUCCGUCGAUGGAGCCGGUAGCCGAAGUAGAACCAAAGACACCAGUAAAGAAAAGUGUUAUUGUUGCAGAGAAUACAGAGUCUGCAAGCAGCGGUAGUCCUCCACCACCAUCCACGCCUGGAGGAAGCGAUGACGAAGGGAGCGCCAGACGGCAUAGUAGACGGCGUCGGGGGCACAUGGAUGCCGCUGAGGCCUAUAGGUUAGCUGCCUGCCAGGGACUGGUAGAUACCAAUCCCUACGAUCAAUGGGUACAUGAUGCAGCUGAGGCACAGCAGAGCCGGAUAGUGCACGAGGAGGCUGAGCAUGACCACAUGCUUGUCGAAGAGGAGAGAAAGAGUGAUGCCGCAGCGGCAGAGGAGGAUGAGGAGGCACGCAAGAGGGAGGUAGAGGAGAAGCAAAGGGAACUGAAGGAGAAACAGCAGAGAAGCUCGACUGAAGCUGAGAUAAAGCCCAUAGGAAGGACACAGAUCGUAGAGCAUGUGCUGCAGAUGGAGCAUAACAAGGCUGUUGGGGACUCGAAGGCUGAUAGUGUACGGAGAGACGCAGCGUCCGGCAUCAUCAGAAUUAGAGCAAAGCCAAGUCCGGUAGCCUCUUCGACCCUCAUUCCAGGAGAGGACAAGUCGCCGUCCCCGAGCGAGGCUCCGACUCCAUCGAUAUCUAGCGGGUAUCAUGAUGAUGAUGAGGCUGUAGAGAGUGAGCCGAGUGGGGAGGAGGAGGAGGAGGAGGCCAGCGACUAUGAGGAGGAUAUCGUCACUGUUGGACGGAAGUCACGAGCAGCCAAACGCUCGACUACCACGGACAAAGCGGCAACAUCUAAGCCCAAACGACGACGAGGUCCACUGCUCGGCUCUAGUUCGAAGCGACGAAGCUCUACCGGCAGCCCCUCUGGCAAUGUGGAUGAGCCCAAGUCCCCAGGGGGUCUCUUUAGUCCUGGUGGCGAUGGUGCUGCUAGUAAUGUAAACCCGCGCAAGCUGUAUAGGGAGAAGGCCGCUGGGGGCUUCCGGAAACUGUUUGAGGCAGGGGAUGUUGCCGCCGCCGCUGAUGAGGAGUCUAAGGAAGGAAGGUGUCGCAAGUGGGCUAUUGAGUUGGAGAAUACCCUGUUCGUUACGACGGGAGGAAAGAACGGCGAGACUGGUUGGCGGAAAUACCUUGAGGCGAUGAAGAGGCUAGUUCCAAUUAUUAAGGAGACUCAGUCUAGAGAGAAACACCGUCAUCUAAAGAAAGCGGAUGAUGCAGAGCAAGCACCUCCUUUUCUCACCCGUCCCAUUGGCAUCACUGGGCUCCUUCUAAGGGGUCGGCUCUCUGUGGAUCAGUUGGCGUCGAAGCAUUGUACUAGCGAGUGGCUACAGGAGAUGAUCGGAUGGGACGACCGCCUCUUGGAGGACCCUACCUCGGACAAUCGUGUGAAGCCGAUCCAAGGCCUGAGGGGAAUAUUGUUGAAAGAAUGUGUGGAUCCGUCGAAAGGCCUCAUACACCCCGGCAAACGGUCGGCCAUGCAGUGCCACUUGUGGAGCUAUGCCCUAGAGCACGAGAUGCAUGCCUCAAGCAGCGACCCGGUAUCCUACCGGCAUGCGAUUGGCGCUUUGGUGCGGAAACUGCGGGAGCUCGAGUCGAAGUCGUUACCAGCGUUCCGCCUACUUCAUAGUAAUAAGAUCACCUGUAAAGAGUUGGCGUCCACCCCGGCUGAGACCAUCGUUUCGGAGCAUGCUCCUCCCAAUCGGAAAUCAACAGGAGCUAGUAGCGGCGGGAGCACCCCAGGAGGAGGCAGCAGCCCUAAAGCGACGUCCCCAACAGAGAACACCUCCUCUGCUGUCCCCUUACGGUCCACUCCGACGGCUCAUGCAGCGGAGCCCGACCUCUAUGAUGAUCUUGCCGUAGAUAGCGGCCUACCUAAGCCGUCUACUAGUAGUGAGCCUACCAGUGUGUCGUUGAAGCGAGUUGCAUCGGCGUUAUUGACCGCUGAGGAGGAGCUUGAAGAAUCGGCACCUGACUUCGCUCCUGCGCCCAUGAUAGUGAUGGAUGAUGAUGACGAUGAGAGCGGAGCCGGCGAGGAUGACGAUGAUGAUGACGAGGAAGGGAGUGGGGAGGAGGGUGAUGGCGAUCGGUCUCGAGAACCAGGUCAUUCACCUCCCGUGGUCAGCGAGGGGACGUGGGUGGCCCUAUAGGGCCUCUCUAUGUGAUCAUAGGCCUGUAACAUUGCCGUGUUGUUUGCUUUUCUUAACACCAUUAGCCUGCAUUUCUCUUUGUACCAAAUUCGAUGACAAUAGAAUACAAUAAUAACCCCUCGCUAUCACUACUUCUGCUGCUGCUGCCGCUGAGAGGGAGGAGGAGGAGAGUCUUGGUAUCUACUACAGAGGGAACAUCUGAGUUACAUUGUUGGCUGCUGCUAGUGAUCAUCAUCAUAGUAGUAGAAUAUCUU
Messenger RNA from Perkinsus marinus ATCC 50983, 3446 nucleotides. RefSeq lists its product as hypothetical. The coding region runs from base 1 to 3192 and encodes 1063 amino acids. The transcript is spliced from 27 exons. NCBI's taxonomy places the organism in Eukaryota, Perkinsozoa, Perkinsida, Perkinsidae. The record is from RefSeq and is a predicted model, not a curated record.